Molecule: messenger RNA, 826 nt
Organism: Tribolium madens (black flour beetle)
Lineage: Eukaryota; Metazoa; Arthropoda; Insecta; Coleoptera; Tenebrionidae
Gene: Spec2
Product: CDC42 small effector protein homolog
Exons: 5
Coding region: 60-299 (79 amino acids)
Biological process (GO): regulation of Rho protein signal transduction
Cellular component (GO): plasma membrane
Molecular function (GO): small GTPase binding
Source: RefSeq, a predicted model, not a curated record
GACCUUGAUGGCCGACUACAUAGAGGUUGUGUGUACUCAGUGCUGUGUUCUUUACGGGGAUGGCUGCUGUGGGUGAUUUAUGGGUGUCUUGGUUCAGUUGUUGCGUCCAGCAGCCCCAGAAACGGCGCAUUCGGAUCGACAGAUCGAUGAUUGGCUCACCGACCAAUUUCCAACACACAGGCCACAUUGGCAGUCGAGACGUCGAAAUGCCCGGUGACCAACUUGUGGCCCUACAGAACCAAAUGAAAAGCAAAGGCGGUUAUGAGACAACGUACAAGGAUCUAAACUGGUGCCAAUGAUUUUGUUAUUAUUUAUUGUGAGACGUGUGCAAGUGCGACUGUUUAAUUUAAAAGUAUUAGGUCAAAUGUGUGUAAAUACGUGUUUAUGUAAAUAGGACUUUGGUAGCAUUCAGGUGGCAAUGUUUGUAUUAAAACCGCAUUUAUUUGUAUCAUACCAGCCUUAGAUAAGUGCACUCUAGGAAUUUUCCAUUUUAUCAUGUUGUUUGUUAUCAUUUAAAUGGUGCUCUUGUUAUCAGUUUUUAUAUUAAUUUUCGUAGCUAGUUGAGCCGUGCCAAAAAUCAGACUAAGUUAAGUAUUUUAAAACUUUUUUUAAAUGAAACCAAAAUUGAUUGUGAUUUUUUAUUAUGUGAAUGAACACUGACAGCAAUAAUGCCUUCUAACCUCUCUGGAAAUUGACGUUUCCAACUCGCCUUAACGAAUUGAAAUAUUUUUGCACAUACCUGUUAAAGCACGAGUAUUAUUCUUGAUACUGUUAUUGUACUUAUUAGUGUAAAUUUGUAUCCGUGAAUAAAUUAUGAUUAGUUUGA